UUUUUUAUAGGAAUCUGUAAAAGUGACAUUGUUAGCAGAGAAUCUAAUGAAAGUACAGAAGCCUUUUCCCUUCUUGAUGAACAGGCCUCUUUGUCACAUGAAGCUCCAGCUAAGGUCCUCCAAGAUCUUAUUGCCUUGCCUUCCGCCACUUCCCCUUUGGUGGCUAUCAAGCGCCCUGUAAAGUUUAUGCACACACCUAAUAUGGCUGAAAACAAGUUGAAGCUGCUGGCUAGUGAAUGCAACGAGAUUUAUCCCACUUUGCCGGACGUGAUAAGCAACGAUGAAACUACACCGCCAGAUCUUCAGAAUGGGGAUUUAAAAAAGACAGAAAUUUGUGGAGCUCAGGGAGAUUUGCCUGCCUUUUCUGCGGGGGUUAUCAACAAACUUCGAUCUAGCCCUCCAAAAGAGGUAAUAAAAGCGAGACAAGAAAAUGUCGAAUCCUGCUCCGAAGAGGAUGUUGAAAGUCAGGGACUCAAAUUAAAAGGAACUAGAGAGAGUCUACGAGAUCAAACGGGUUUUCGAGACUAUCAGUAA
Protopolystoma xenopodis is the source of this 534-nucleotide messenger RNA. NCBI's taxonomy places the organism in Eukaryota, Metazoa, Platyhelminthes, Monogenea, Polystomatidea, Polystomatidae. The record is from the annotation of a GenBank genome assembly.